Messenger RNA from Sceloporus undulatus (fence lizard), 1999 nucleotides. It is a transcript of the gene ADSS2, whose product is annotated as adenylosuccinate synthase 2. Gene Ontology annotation, molecular function: adenylosuccinate synthase activity; GTP binding. NCBI's taxonomy places the organism in Eukaryota, Metazoa, Chordata, Lepidosauria, Squamata, Phrynosomatidae. The transcript has 12 exons. Gene Ontology annotation, cellular component: cytoplasm. The record is from RefSeq and is a predicted model, not a curated record. Bases 149 to 1378 code for a protein of 409 amino acids. Gene Ontology annotation, biological process: IMP metabolic process; 'de novo' AMP biosynthetic process.
GAGGAGGAGGAGGAGGAGGAGGCGGGGAAGAAAGAGCCGGCGGAGUCGGGCGCGCCUUCGCUGCUGCUGCUGCUGCUGCUUCCUCCUCGUCGUCCUCGCAUGUGUCUUGGGCGCAGGAGGGAAGCCUUCUUCGCCCGCAGCGGGAGCCAUGUCUGAAAGCGUCCCCAACGGCGGCAGCGCCUCCCGGCACCCGGGCAACAAAGUGACGGUGGUCCUGGGGGCCCAGUGGGGCGACGAAGGCAAGGGGAAGGUGGUGGAUCUGCUGGCGCAGGACGCGGACAUCGUCUGCAGGUGCCAGGGAGGUAACAAUGCUGGACAUACUGUUGUAGUGGAUUCUGUGGAAUAUGACUUUCAUCUCUUACCAAGUGGUAUCAUCAAUCCGAAAGUUGUGGCAUUUAUUGGAAAUGGUGUGGUAAUUCACUUGCCAGGAUUGUUUGAAGAAGCAGAGAAGAAUGUUAAAAAAGGAAAAGGGUUAGAAGGCUGGGAAAAAAGAUUGAUUAUAUCUGAUAGAGCUCAUAUUGUAUUUGACUUCCAUCAAGCUGCUGAUGGCAUCCAGGAACAGCAAAGGCAAGAACAAGCAGGAAAGAAAUUCAAAGUGUUGGCCAACCAGUACAAGUCUGUUUACCCUGCCUUAGAGAUAGACAUUGAAGGGGAACUGAAAAGACUGAAGGGUUACAUUGAAAGGAUCAAACCAAUGGUGAGGGAUGGUGUAUAUUUUAUGUACGAAGCUUUGCAUGGCCCACCAAAGAAAAUUUUAGUAGAGGGUGCAAAUGCAGCACUGCUGGACAUUGAUUUCGGGACUUAUCCUUUUGUGACUUCAUCAAAUUGCACUGUGGGAGGUGUAUGCACUGGUUUGGGUAUGCCACCUCAGAACGUGGGUGAAGUAUAUGGAGUCGUGAAAGCAUACACAACUAGAGUUGGAAUUGGUGCCUUUCCUACAGAACAAAAUAAUGAAAUUGGGGAAAUGCUACAGACACGAGGAAAAGAAGUUGGUGUAACCACAGGUCGGAAGAGAAGAUGUGGCUGGCUGGAUCUUGUAUUGCUUAGAUAUGCUCAUAUGAUCAAUGGAUUUACUGCAUUGGCUCUUACCAAAUUGGAUAUUUUGGAUGUAUUUCCAGAAAUUAAAGUUGGUGUUGCUUACAAACUAGGUGAUAAAAUCAUACCUCAUUUUCCAGCAAACCAGGAAGUCUUAAAUAAAGUGGAGGUUCAGUAUGAAACGUUCCCAGGAUGGAAAACAGAUAUAUCAAAUGCAAGGACUUUUGAUGAAUUGCCUGUAAAUGCUCAAAACUACGUUCGAUUUAUAGAAAUGGAGCUAGGUGUUCCAGUUAAAUGGAUUGGAGUAGGAAAAUCCAGGGAGUCAGUGAUCCAACUCUUCUAAAAAUGGUGAAUAAAUGGAAGAAAAGAAAGCACACUCCUCAAAGACUGCUCAUUAUUAUAUCUAUUAUUCUUUGCUCAAUAAGUAAUGAUUUUUGGAAUGUUGGACCUGGUGUGCAGAAGAGCUAGAGAUGGUCUGAAAAAACUAUUCUUCCUUCUAUAAAGACUUUAAGUAUCAUUUUUUUCUUACAACCUCAUGAAUUCCAGGGCAUUUAUCACGAUUUCUACUAUUUGUCAUGGUGCCACCAGAUUUUUUUUCUUGAUAUGUUCGUCCCAACGCUUUCUCUGAAAAUCUGAGAUUGUAUUACAUGACCAUUUGUCUUUAUUGUCUCUCAGCUUUUGGUGGUGUUACUUUCUGAAAUUUUUAGAUGCUUAAAAUAAUUAAUGCAGUUUUGCACAGAGUUUUACAUCCUCAUUUAUACUCCUAAAGCUGUUGUUCCCUGUAUGGCUGCUCAUGUAGUGUGUAAUUAAAGAGAGGGAUGAUUUUAUAAUGAUGAAAAAAAAAACCCCAUACACUUUUGUUACAGUUUUUAUUAAAACUACGAUGAUAAGCUGGUAGUUUGGAAGGGUGUUUAAUAUGUAUGCAUUGCAACAACUUAAUUUAUAAAUGAAGAUACUGAAAACA